CAAGAUGUUUGCAGCUCGAUUUGAGCUGCAAUCCAGAAGAAGAGAAUUAUGAAUACAUCCUGCCAUUUAUAGGACCGCAUCAUUCGUAAGCUCGCUCGCAAAUCGAGCCAGACUGCACUGACUGUUGUGUGAGUAGUACACAUGCCUUUCAAUAGCGAUCAUCUUGUUGUGUACAUUGUGAAUGAUCGCCCCGACAUCGUUGUUAACAUGAAGCUAGUUCUGAGGAGAUAUUCAACAGCCUUGUGGCGUGCUCGGUGAGACGAGGAUCAAAAAUAAUGUGCUGCACUGAAUCAGGAGAAGCAAGUGAAGAAUGCGAACUGGAGUUGGUAGAAAGUGAACCUGUGGAGUUUAAUAGACGACGAAUCCACAACCUACUCGAUCUGAACUUUAUUUGUACGUGAGUUUUUAACUGUCUCAUUAUUGUUUGGCCUGGGAGAACUCGACUCAGGGGCUAUCCCAAUCUCUUCGACUUGUAGGAGUAAAUGAAUCCGCUUUUGGAUCCGAGUACGUGAACUGUGGAUGGAUUGUUCAGAUUCUCCUCCGUAUAUGGUAAUGUCUAUCGAUCGGACACAAGAGAGAUUCCAUCGGUUCACGUGAAGUGAAACUUUACGCAUCGUGUUCGUACUUGAAUAUCAGCAUCUUCAGUCGAUGCGCAGGUGCUAAAUGUCAUCUGCUCUUCAUCAAGAAGACCAGAAGUACCUGACACUGUAUAACGUGCUCACCGCAUCAGCGUAAAUCCGGACGAAUAAUUAUCCGAUCAAAGCAACGUACAAUCAACCAAGAAGCUGAUUCCAAUGCCCACGGCCCCGGAAGGGUUCUAUUAAAUGUAGUACGUGAGGCCUAUUCGAUCACCUUGUGUAGAAUUUGGCAUCCUUGGGAAGGAAAGAGUGCACCAUGCCUUCGACCUUUCAUCGGCAGUAAGCUCCAGUCGAGUGAAGAAGGAAAAUUCCUCGGCCUAGGAGUCCAAAGUGCUCGAUCCCAUACCGCACUGACGGCACUAAGACAUUCUUGUGACAGGAAUGAAGCACAGCACAUGCAGCAUAGCACACCGCAGACAGCUAGCGCGAUGGUGAUGUCCCCGGAGCUCUGCGGAGCAGCUAUCAUAACCGCGGUGUAUGUCCUGCUCAUGUGCAUGAGGUUCGUAUGGAUCGAUUGCGUUCAUUAUCAGAAGGUUGCCGAUAUGUACGAGAAAGACGACCAGCAACGGGGAAGACGGCCACCGCCUGUGCCUCCGGGAAGCCUCGGUCUACCAUACGUAGGAGACACGAUCACGUACUUGAUAGCUGUACAGAAUUCCGAUUUGAGAAGCUAUUUUGACAAGAAGGUAGAGAGCUACGGGGAUAUCUUCAAAGUAUCCCUCUUCGGUAGAACCACUGUGUUUCUAGAUCUGAUCGAUGGAACCGACUUCUUGUUCAGAAACGAGGGACAGGGUGAACUCAGUUUGCUCCCCUCACACUGGUCCAGGAGUAUCAGAGCUUUGAUGGAAAGUAGCUCUUUGCCUUUCACCGAAGGUCCCAUACACAAAGUUCUGAAAAAUCACUGGCAACGAAAUUUCUUCGAUGUCAGUGCUGUAUCUCGACGGGUCCAGACGAUAGAGGAACUGGCUGUGAAACACAUUCGUGAGCACUGGCCGGGACAAAGUGUAGAAAUGGCUUCAGUUCUGGCACACGAUGCAAUAUCACUCUACACUUUUGACGUAGUCUGUGAGCUCUGUCUGGGAGUAAAGGAUCCGGCGUUAGUGCAGAAGCUCAGAUUGGACAUUCAGGUCUAUGCUGAGGGCUUUUACUGUCUUCCACUGCGAUUCCCAGGAUCCGGUUUCUAUCGCGCGUGUGAAGCCAAGAAGCGCCUCACAAGAAUGCUCGAGCUUGUAAUCGUGCAAAGAAGACAUGAACUCCUCGAAGGACGAGCUCCUCCUACGCACGACUUUUUAUGUGUUUUGCUCUCUCAGCGUGAUGAAACGGGCCUCUCGUCAACCGACCAGGAAAUCGCAGCCCAGAUGUUGUUGAUGCUUUUCGCUGGUCAAAAGCCCACUGCAGACACGCUCACUCAUAUGAUCGAGCUUGUAGCUGCACACCCGAAUGCCUAUGCAAAGCUCCUACAAGAGCAUGCCGAGAUCGCUUCUGUGAAGAAGGAAGCUGAGCUUCUUUCGAAGGAUGAUCUGUGCUCGAUGAGGUAUUCCUGGCGAGUUCUUCAAGAAACCCUACGACUCUUUCCUGUGUCAGCAAACCUCUUCCGGGAGGCGGCAACUGCUUUUCAGUAUAAGGGCUUCACUAUAAACAAGGGCUGGAAGGUGGCUGCCUCAGCAGCCCGGGUUCGUUCCGAGCCAGAAAUGUUCAGAGAUGCGGAUUCUUUUGAUCCUUCGAGAUUCGAAGACACCGAUGGCGGGGCGCCACCCUACAGCCACUUUCCCUUCGGAGGGGGCCUGCGCAUGUGCCCUGGCGAUGAGUUGGCGAAGCAGGUGAUCUUUGUAUUCUUCCAUCACCUUUUGAAGAACGCCCAGUGGAGGCCUGUCGAAGCAGAGCACAAGGUGGCGCCAUCCUACACAUGCGUGCCUUCUCCGAGCCCUGCGGGUUCGCUCUUCAUAUAAACUUCCACCUACGUUGAUGACGAUGAUCCGGCCAUGUCUGCUGCAUGUUCGUUUGUCAUGCUUGCCGAUCGUACUUAUUGUGUACAGAACUGACGCUGACGGUAGUCAUCUCAUCCUUGCACUUGUGGUACUGUAAAGCUUCAUAUUGUCCUAGUGCGUGAGUUAUCUGCAGUCCACGUACCUGUACCCGAACUAACACGAAUAUAACAAAUUGCGUCAUGGAUAUGAACUGUGAGCCUGUGUACACAGAACUUUGUAGUGUGGCCAGCAGUUUCACAUUCUCAUGCCAACUCGUGAUGUUGCAAAGAAGGCUGACGAUCAACAUGCUUCUCAUGAUGAUCACUAUAUGAGUUCUCUAUGCUAGUCAGUAUCAACAGAUGCGGGCCGUGACAUGGUUCUCACGGUGGUCUUCUCCCCACUGAAAACAAGGAAUUAAUCCUUUAAUAUCAUGAGACUAGAAAAUGGAGGAUGAGUUGGAAAUAGAGUUUGUUCUCCGUCUGUUCCGUCUUAGCAAUCUGACGAAAGAAUGUGUAUCUGAGAUCGCUAAGCUGAUUACUGUAAAUUUCUUGACUGUGACAUCUCAAACCACCGAGAUCGUAGAGGUUUAGGUGUAAAUUACUUCUUCGUUGGGCCCAGAAAUGAGUUUCUUGCUAUUGUGGAACAAGGUCCAGUCUGAUGUGCUGCGUGUUCCAAUUGGAUCGUGAUUUCUGAUGUCAACCAUCUUGUGCUCUGUAUUCAUAGAAAGGUAACUCUGUUUGGUAGGUACCCAUCCAGACAGAGAAAAAUCAGGGUCGAGCUUUAGAGCCCCUAUGAGGAUGAUUUGUAUCAAGUAUUGAGCAAUUUUGUUCUUGCCCCUUAGCUUUACGCUCAUUCGCUAACGUGCAAGCAUCGCUCUUGAGUUACUCUACUACUCAUCACAUGUAAGUUGCAAUCUGCUUGAUUUUGUACAUGGUAUGAUUGAAAAAUGAUAAACAAGAAUAACAAGGCAUGCAAUAUAGAAUAAUUUCUAUAAAUAUGGUUUAUGAAUAUUUGACAUUGCGUAUUGUACGGAUCGGUUUUUAUGAAAUUUUUGUCUACUUAGAAUUACUAAAAUAAUAUACUUUUACUAACAAACAGUUAUCAUGAGAAAGCAAUGAAAUAUCUGGAUACAUAAUU
Molecule: messenger RNA, 3742 nt
Organism: Marchantia polymorpha subsp. ruderalis
Lineage: Eukaryota; Viridiplantae; Streptophyta; Marchantiopsida; Marchantiales; Marchantiaceae
Source: the annotation of a GenBank genome assembly